UCUGUCGAAGCAGCCACAUGGCCAGGUGAGGUUAGGAUUGACGGCACUGACGGCAGUGCUGCUGUCACUGCCUCGCGGAAAUGGCGCGCCUAGGUUAGGGUUUAUAGAUCGACGUUGUCGAAAAUCGACGAGCCGACCAGCCGACACAUGCCACGCGUGCCACGACUUUGAUACGACGCGCGGCGCGGAUGGGGAACGGCAGCAAGGAGACCAUGUCGUAUCUACGUGACUGGCGGCAGGCGUUGCGCGCACCGCACGUCUACCGGGUGGCGAACAGCACGUUUCGCAUCCAGGGCCAGUUCGUGGCGCUGAUCCUUCUGGUUCUGAGCGUACCGAUCCUCUUCCUCGCGUAUCCGUUGCUGCACGGCGUCGUGUGCUCGUCGCCGACCCAGCUCCAGGCCCAGACCCAGGCCCAGUGUCGCUACUACAAGUACAACCGUACGUACCCUAGCUCGGCGCCCAUCAGAACCUCCAAGGGUAUUACCUACCGAAUAGCGAUAGUGAGCGACCUCGAUCACGAUUCCAAGCUCGCGGACAAGAGGGACACGUGGCACAGUCUCAUGAAAACCGGCAGCCUCUACUGGAACCCUAUCAACAAUUUUCUGUCCAUCAUCUGGGACGACAGAACUGUGGUAUUGUCCUCGUCGUUGUCCAUGAAGGGACGUGGAAUGGAGCUGUCGGAAUUAGUGACUUUCGACGGUCGCCUGCUGUCCUUCGACGAUCGUACAGGGAUGAUUUAUUUCAUUGAGGGCGACCAAGUUUAUCCAUGGGUUAUUUUAAUGGACGGCAAUGGCAAAAGUCACAAGGGAUUUAAAUCCGAGUGGGCGACUAUCAAAGACGAACAAUUGUACAUUGGCAGCAUGGGAAAGGAAUGGACUACCCCUUCUGGCGAAUUUGAACAUAAUAAUCCGUUAUGGGUUAAAGUAGUGUCACCACGUGGCGAGACACAUUCCAUCAAUUGGAUCUCUUACUACAAACGAUUAAGGCAAGCGAUUAACAUCGAGUAUCCAGGUUACAUGAUACAUGAAUCUGGAGCUUGGAGCGAUAUACACAGGAGCUGGUUUUUCUUGCCUAGACGAUGUUCCCAUGAACGUUACAAUGAAACGUGGGAUGAAACGAUGAGCUGCAAUGUCAUGCUGACUGCGGACGAAAAUUUCGUUGAGAUUAAAGUUGCUCAUAUCGGAGAGCUAAUUCCAAUCAGGGGUUUUUCCAGUUUCAAAUUCCUCCCUGGUUCACAAGAUUCUAUCAUAAUAGCGUUAAAGACUGAGGAAUAUCAAGGGCGGACCGCUACGUAUAUUAUGGCCUUUACGAUAGAAGGAACGAUAAUAAUGCCCGAAAAUAAAAUAAUGGACAAAAAAUUCGAAGGACUAGAAUUUAUAUGACACUUAAGGGUAGUCGUUAAUUAUUUAAUAAAAAAAUUGUAAAUGAAUGUACAGAAUGCGUAGUUUUAAGUUUCUACAACGAGAUAAAAUUACUGGAAAUGCCUGUAAAUAUAUUUCGAACCACAAUUGUAAAUACACAUACAUACGCGCGAAUCUGUAUUCAAAACUGGUACCACACUUUUAUUGAUUCGCACAUAAAUUUGCAAUUGUUUUAAAAAAUACGUGAAUAUACGAGAUUCGUUAGCUAUA
Temnothorax curvispinosus is the source of this 1631-nucleotide messenger RNA. Its product is annotated as soluble calcium-activated nucleotidase 1. Gene Ontology annotation, biological process: proteoglycan biosynthetic process. Gene Ontology annotation, molecular function: calcium ion binding; GDP phosphatase activity; UDP phosphatase activity. The transcript is spliced from 4 exons. Bases 189 to 1382 code for a protein of 397 amino acids. NCBI's taxonomy places the organism in Eukaryota, Metazoa, Arthropoda, Insecta, Hymenoptera, Formicidae. The record is from RefSeq and is a predicted model, not a curated record.